Messenger RNA from Pseudophryne corroboree (corroboree frog), 826 nucleotides. It is a transcript of the gene TIGIT, whose product is annotated as T cell immunoreceptor with Ig and ITIM domains. The coding region runs from base 60 to 722 and encodes 220 amino acids. NCBI's taxonomy places the organism in Eukaryota, Metazoa, Chordata, Amphibia, Anura, Myobatrachidae. Gene Ontology annotation, molecular function: signaling receptor binding. Gene Ontology annotation, cellular component: cell surface. The record is from RefSeq and is a predicted model, not a curated record. The transcript is spliced from 4 exons. Gene Ontology annotation, biological process: negative regulation of T cell activation; negative regulation of interleukin-12 production; positive regulation of interleukin-10 production.
ACUUGUAGGAUGCAGUAGCUGAGGACCCCUCGUGUGAUGCCCCCCCACAGUGCGUCGCUAUGUCUGUACACGGUCCUGACCUUAGCCUGCUGCUGUUCUGCUACGUCCUCCACAUAACCGGAACCACGGCUGGUGCCUCCGUUAGGUCUGACAAUAUUACCGCCACGGCCGGAAGCGAUGUUACCCUGAGAUGUGAGCUCCUCCUGGGGGACACCAAAGUCACGCAGGUGAACUGGAACUUCUGCAACGACGUCCACAUUGCGUUUCAUGUGAAUAACUAUAAAGUUGAAGGUAAAGUGCUCGAGGAAUUCUCAGACCGGAUGUCCCUGGCAAAGGAUUAUGGGAUUACAAUAUCUAACGUGAAUGGCAACGACACUAGACUGUACUGCUGCAUCUACAACACCUUCCCACGUGGCAAGUUCACUGGGAAGAUUUAUCUUCAGGUUCUAGCAGAUGGCUUCCCAUGGACACAUGGACUUUAUCUUGGGGUUGUCAUGGGAUUUGGAAUCCUCCUUCUGGUCAGUGGGAGCGUUGGAAUUUUCUGCUACCGGCGGAAAUCAAGAGGAAUCCAGUCUAGUGCAAGACCAAUGUCAACACCAGCUGCAGGCUCAGCAAUGCCAAGCUCAAUACUAACCAUACGAACAGCUGAGGAGGACGUGGAUGACAGUCAUUCACAAGAUUACUUUAAUGUCAUUCUCUAUAAAGACAUCUACACUAUAUAAAAGUCUGGAAAUGUGGGAUGGUUUCUGUACAAACAUUGUAGGACUAUUCAAUGUUGUUUUUAAAGUCCAAAUUCAAAUUAUAUUCCUAUUGCUUUAUAGAUUGG